UUUGCAUGUUGGCGUGUCUGUAUGUUAGCAUGUCUGGUUGUUAGAUGCGUGUUUAAAUGUAACUAAUAAAGUGUGUCUGUGUGGCUAUUAGAUUUGUGAUUUUGGCCUGUGCCAUAACGCUACCAAAGCACCAUGGGAGAUGUAGUUUCAAAUAUUUUCUGUUUAUGAAUUUGAAUGUUUACUGGGAAUAAACUGUGAUCACGCCCUUUCCUUUCUCUGCAUGUAUUGACAAGGAAAAAAGACGUUUGUGAAAGUUCAAGGUACAGAAGACCUGUGUUUAUAACCUGCUUCCAAACUGAAGAACUUCAGAGAGAUACCCGGCACACUACAGGACAAUGGAGCAAAAGGUCCACACAUUUAAUAAGCCCAAGGUGGAAUUGCAUGUUCACUUGGAUGCGACCAUAAGACCAGAAACUAUCUUGUAUUUUGCCAAAAAGAAACAGAUGGAGAUACCAGGUGGAGAGUGUACGGAGGGUCUUCUGGAGAAAGUGGUUUGCAAAACCCCUGGAAACCUCACAGAGUUUCUAUCCAAAUUCAACAUUUACAUGCCGGCUGUUGCUGGUGAUCGUGAGGCAGUAAAAAGGAUCGCCUAUGAGUUUGUGGAGACGAAAGCCAAUGAAGGAGUUAUUUAUGUAGAGGUCAGAUACAAUCCUCACCUCUUUGCCAACUUUAAAGUGGAUCCUAUCCCAUGGGGACAGAAAGAAGGAGACCUUACCCCAGAGGAAGUGGUUGAAUUGGUCAACGAAGGACUGAAGGAAGGAGAAAGAGACUUCAACAUUAAGGUCAAGUCAAUCCUUUGCUGCCUGCGUCACAUGCCAAGUUGGUCACCGGAGAUCGCAGAGCUCUGCAAGAAGUAUCACAAUAACACUGUUGUAGCGAUUGAUCUGGCUGGUGACGAACGUUUAAAGAGUGAAACAAGUCCUGAACAUAUGUGGGCUUAUGAGGAAGCAGCGAGGUGUGGAGUCCACCGAACGGUGCAUGCUGGGGAGGCGGGGCCACCGUCGGUGGUCAAAGAGGCGGUGGAACUCUUAAAGGCCGAGAGAAUAGGACAUGGAUAUCACACCCUGCAGGACCCAGUGCUCUAUAAACACUUACUGGAGAUGAACAUGCAUUUUGAGAUGUGCCCUUGGUCUAGUUACAUAACCGGAGCCUGUGACCCAGAUUUCACAAAACAUCCUUUAAUCAGGCUCAAGGCAGAUAAAGCAAACUACUCUUUAAGUACAGAUGGGCCACUUCCGUUUGGAACAACACUCGAAAAGGAUUACCGUAUUGCAGCUACUUCUAUGGGAUUCAAUGAAGAUGAUUUUAUGCGUACAAACAUCAAUGCAGCCCAAUCCUGUUUUCUACCUGAAUUAGAGAAAAAAGAACUUCUGAAUAAGCUCUACAAUGCCUACGGUUUGACAGUCAUAUAAGAAGGUUCAAAAACACAAAGGUCCCUCUGAGUGGUCCUCUUUGGUUGAGAGAAAAUUAGUAUGAACUUCGGAGCAUCUAUCCAAAAAAGGAAUAUAUUCAGCAUGUAACGUCAAAUAAAGAUUCACGUUCACUGUUA
Pelobates fuscus (common spadefoot toad) is the source of this 1549-nucleotide messenger RNA. RefSeq names its product adenosine deaminase-like. Lineage: Eukaryota; Metazoa; Chordata; Amphibia; Anura; Pelobatidae. The transcript is spliced from 11 exons. Gene Ontology annotation, cellular component: cytosol; external side of plasma membrane. The record is from RefSeq and is a predicted model, not a curated record. The coding region runs from base 336 to 1412 and encodes 358 amino acids. Gene Ontology annotation, biological process: hypoxanthine salvage; negative regulation of adenosine receptor signaling pathway; adenosine catabolic process. Gene Ontology annotation, molecular function: adenosine deaminase activity.